This is a messenger RNA of Myxocyprinus asiaticus (Chinese sucker), 7935 nucleotides long. Its product is annotated as cardiomyopathy-associated protein 5-like. Lineage: Eukaryota; Metazoa; Chordata; Actinopteri; Cypriniformes; Catostomidae. The record is from RefSeq and is a predicted model, not a curated record. The transcript has 13 exons. The coding region runs from base 275 to 5653 and encodes 1792 amino acids. Gene Ontology annotation, molecular function: protein binding.
GUCAUCGUUCGAGAUGUGUCACUCUGUUAAAGUAAACAGUAGACAUGAAAUUUAAGAGAGUAUCCUUCAGUCAAGUUUCCAAAAACGAGGACACCUGUGAGUGUGACGUUUAUCCUAUCGCGCAGCCUUGUGUUCUGGAAUAUUUUAAGUCUAUUUCGAGCAGCCGCUGAGUAAGGCGAACUGCACUCAACGAGACAUGAUCCAAGCACGAAGCUGCACUCUCCAAGACUGUUUUUUAUUGUAAAAUAACGUCACAAUUUCUCCAUUAUCAAAAAUGGAUCGUGCGUUGAAACGGGAAUGUGAGGGGGAACAGCCAGAAAUGGAGGAAAUGCAGGACGUGGGGUCAGAAAUGAUCAAUAUCGACGACGAAGAGGAGAUUGAGGAUCUUCACAACAGUUUAAAGGAAGCUGUGCAAGAUCCAUCCGUGAAACCCAAACUCCAGUGCCUGAUGGUGGACCCAUCCUUCUCCAUGGUGACUGUUCAGAGCGAGGACAGUGGGAUAGUAUGGGAGACUGCAUCCAGUAGAUGCUCAACACCAUGGGCCUCAGAGGGAAGCUCGCCAUCAGAACAAUGCAGUCUGGAGGGGUCUGGAACACAGGGCAAUAUUGUGAUCAUAAUGGAUGAAGAUAAAAUCAAGAGGAGGAAAAGAACAAGCAGCAGAGGCAAGCUGGGCGACCGGUUUAGAAAGCCAAGCUCCAGACUACCAAAAAGUCGAGUAGGUGAGGAAAGACUUGCAAUGACUGAGGUAUCUGUGCCGAACAUCAGAUCUGAAAAACAUGAAGAAAGUCACUCUGUUGAAAGCAAUGAUCAAGAUUAUUUUAAUUUGAUAUCAGAGGGUUUCGAAAUACUCAAUAUAGUUGUGCCAUCAAAGCUACCGACCGUAGAUGAGGAACAAAGCACUGAACUGGCGGAGAAUUUGUCCUACUUGGAGGACACACCCAAAAUAAAAUCCAAGUAUAAGCAAUAUGAAGCUCUAGCUCCAAGCAGUCCUUGGAACAUAGAGAUAGACAUCCAAGAAAUAAAGCAGAAUGAGAACUUGAAGGAUUUGUCUGAGAUCUCCACUGAUAAACAACCCAAGAAGGAUGAAACUCAAAUGGACUAUCUUGAGAAAUUCACACUUUUGGAUGAACAAGCACCUAGUGAUAGCACUACAUUGACAGAGAAGCUUAUACCAGAAGUGACUGUCCAGCCAGAGGAUCCUCUGGUGAAUCAGAAUGACACAACAGCAGAUGAUGCUCUUGAUGAAUCCUUUGUCAUCAUCAGUGAUGUUGAAAUGUCAGGAGAACAUCUUGACGAAGUAUUCUACGGAAGUAGCUUCAAUGAACAGCCUAAAGUUCCUCAAGAGCGUGAGGACCGAGAUGGAGCGAAAGCAAGCUCUAAAACUCUCAAAGAAAGUGGAUCAGUCUUAUUUGGAAGUCAGGAAUGUAUCCUCACGCCUGUGUUCCUCCCCACUGGACCUCCGAAGAUCAUAGAUCUUGUACUUCUUGAGGAGCCACGAGCAAUGUCAUUCCACUACUCAGACCUUUAUGAAGACGCAUUGGGAGACAGGAAGAAAGAAGAUGAUUUCUCAGAUACAGAGAGUGUAGUCUCAGAAAGGUCUUUCAAAAGGCGAUAUUCAGAUUCAGAUGACGCAGAUGGUUAUCUGGAGAAAUUCAUAUUGAAGGAUGAAACUCCGGUGGUUGACAAGGUAUCUGAUGCCAGAAGAGGGAAAGAAGGGGAGAGAUUAGCAUGGUCACAAAGUAAAUUUGAACUAACUGGAUGUUUAGCAUGUGCAAAAGAAGAAAAUGGUGAAUUAACUGUCAGCCAAUCAGGCGAGACGGAUAAAAAUGAAAGCAUCAGCGAAGAGGAGUGUAAGUCCACAGGGUGUUGUUCACCAGGACAUUGUGCUCCAGUGGAAACGGUCAUUAGGAAAACAGUCACAUCAGAGGACUUGGUCAUGAAACAGGGUACGGAAGUUAAAAAACAAUGUGAUGUGACUGUCAUUACCAAGUACAGUCUCACAACAAAAAAUUAUUCUGAUGACAUACAACCUCAAAAAGUUGCUCAGGUACUUGAGCCAGAAAGCAAAUUUACCAAUAAAAAUGAAGAACAAAUAAUUCAUGAACACAGUGGACAAGAUAAAACAAAGAAGACUGCUGAUAUUGAAGUGCUUGGUUUAGCACAUGAAGAUGUUAUUAAAACUAAAGACGGAUUUGAAAUUAUAUCUAUAACAAAGGAUUCAGAGAAAAUCCAGGCUGAUGUACCUCAUGCAGUUGAAGCAAUUGGUGGUUCUGAGGACAGUGUUGGGAAACAUCAAGGAGCAGCUGAUGUACUUGUUGAAAUUCAGGAAACAAGUAUUAUUACCAAGGAAGACAAAGGCAAGGAUGAUACAGCCAAGACACAAGGCAAAGUUCUUUUAGAGCCAAAUACAGCUGUGAAGGUUUAUAAAGACAUCCCUGAAAUAGUUAAAGGAGAAACUCCAGAAAUAUUUGCUCUGGAGGUUAUUAGCAUCAAAGAACCUCAGUUAGGUAAAACAGAACCCAAAGCUGAAGAAAUACAACCUUUGAAAGUAAAGAAAGAGGUCAAACCUUCAGAAGAGUCUGAUAUAAUUACAAAAACACAUGUUACUGAAGCUGAACUUUCUGCAAAAUCCUUAGAAAAUACUAAAAAUAGAGAAAUAUUAGCUAUUGUUGAGGAUAAAGGGAGUGACAGUGCAAGUAAAAGAAUGAUACCCAAGAAGGAGAAACUAGAGCAAGUAAUUGACAAAACUGGUGAUACUCCAGUGCAAGAGGUUGAGGGCCAUAUUGGUACAGCAGAGGUGAUAACAGAAAUUGAAAUAAAGCCAGAGCCCGAAUCAGUGCAUAUAACUUCAGAACAAUCACUUCCAAGUGAAACCAAUACAACAAGCAUUAAGCUUCAAACUAAACCUGAGAUUAAAAGUGGAGAUGAAUGUUUGGAGGAAAAUGAAGUCAGUGCAGCACAGGAGACCACAGAAGUGGAAGUGGGUGCAUAUAGGCCUACAAACGAGGCACUAGUGCUUAAGCAAAGGUUUGAAAAGCAAGAAGGACAUAUGGAUAUACCUGAGAUUGAAACUGAGGUUACAAGUAAACAGGGAAAAGUUGAAGAAAUCAAGGUAGAUGUUACAGAGGAAGAAAAGCGGGAGGUUGUCGCCACAAAAGAGACUGUUCAGAAUGAGAUACCUGCUGAGAACAGAGAGACUGAAAAAGAAAUGGUUGAUUCAAGUCAAGGAUAUAGCUGGACAGAAUUAUUAUUAGCUACUGAAAUGGAGCCUUCUGCUGGGGAAAGCAUAGACAUAGAGAAGAGCGUAAUAGAAGAUGCAGAAGAUGUAUCAAAAGUGAGACCUAUACCAACAAAAGCGGUACAGGUAGAAGAACAUAGUAAAGUAAAAGAUGUAACCGCAGGCCAUAUGGUAUUAGCCAGAGCGAUACCUGUGACAGAAACUUCUACUGAUGGGAAAAAUAUUGAGAAUAGAAUGUCACCUGUGGUGUCAACAGAAAAGGUACAGGGAGGAUGUGAGUGUGAGAUACAGAAAGAACAUAUGCAUGACACACAGAUUGAAGACAUAGAAGACCUACAAGAGCCUCCUUCACCAGUUGACGAAGAGGACCCAUCAACAAUGAGAGUUUCUCCUUUAGAGCCGGAAGUUUAUGAGGAUAUAUCCAGAGAUGGAAGUCUAAGAAAGGAUAAAGGUAUUUUCUCACAAUUACGAAGUUUUGCCCCACAAGAGGACCUCUCGGCCUUUAGCGACGAGCCAGAUUUGCUGCAGGUUAUUGCGGAAAAGCUAGAUUUUGAGAUGGUCACGGAACAAGAAGCAAGACAGUCGGAACAAGCAGUAGCUAAGAUCAAAGAGAAACAAGUUAAACUCGCAGAUCAAACUCUGGAAACAAGCUUUGAAUUUAUAGAGGAUUUAGAUGGUGGCCAGAUGUCAGAAUGUGAACAUCAAGAGGAGAUUGAAAUUCAACCAAUGGAUGCAUUCUGCGUUGUAUGUCGAUGCCCAAUUCUGCUGAGUGACGCUGAGCAUCAAAACCAUGAGACAUCCUCUUUGGACGAAGCCUUUGACAGUAUUAAGAGUCAGCUGAGUGAAUGGAUAUCGGAUUUACAAGGACGAUCGGAGGAAAUUGUGGACUUUGUAUCUGAGCUUGAGAUGGUGUACAACACAGUGGAGGAGAAUUUUAAUGAUUGUGAGAAGAUCAUCAAGGAGCACAAUGAUGAGGUGCUGAAGCUGGUCAUGGACCAGUAUAAUGAGAUGUCUCAAGCCAUGGAGGAGGAGAAAAAAGCCAAGCUGGAGCAGCUGUAUGACCAGAUUGUGUCUUUCCAAGAGAAUAUUGACAAAGCCAAAGAGACAAUGGAGAUGACAACAAAGGAUAUGGAAGAGACGGACCCACUUAAGUUUAUUUCUUCAUCAAAAGAUAUCAAUAUGAGGUUGAAUACAGCUUUGGAAUCCACCAUGUCACUGGAGCUUGGUCCACGAGGUUUGCUGGUUUUUGAGGAUUAUGCCAAGGGCAAAUCGGGCAAUGAGAAGAAAAACAGACAAGCCAUUCCAGUGCCUCAAAAACCACAUCUUCAGUCUCAAGAGGCGAAUUCUGCCACCAGCACUUCUGUCACUGUGUACUGGAGAGUCAGUGAAGAUGAUAUUAUUGACUGCUUCCAGGUCUACUGCAUGGAAGAGCCACAAGGAGCUAUCUCUGAGGAGUACCGGGUGACUGUGAAGGAGAGCUACUGUACUCUAGAAGAGCUGGAACCGGAUAAGUGUUAUAAAGUGUGGGUGAUGGCAGUGAACUAUACGGGCUGCAGCAUGCCGAGUGACAGACUACCCUUCAGAACCGCCCCCUCUGUACCUGUCAUCCAGAUGGAGCAGUGUACUGUGCUGUGGGACUCUGCCACACUGUGUUGGAGCUCUGUUCAGCCCAGUGCUGUGGACAGCUUCACACUGGAGUACUGCCGCCAGUAUGCAUGUGAGAGAGAAGGACUGAGAUCUAUAUCAGGGAUAAAAAGCUACAAGCAGAGGGUCCUUCUUCAGCCCAAUGAGAAUUACCUCUUCUACAUCAAAUCAGUGAAUGCCGGCGGAGCCAGUGAGCAAAGUGAAGCGGCCCUGAUCUCCACCAGAGGUACAAGGUUCCACUUCCUCAGCGAAACAGCUCACUCAGUGCUGAAGGUUUCAGAGGACAAGAACUCCGUAGAGUUCACACAGGACACCUACAAUAAAAUGUCCUCAAUCAUUGAAUAUCCAGCUAUUAUGGGUGAGCUCCUGCCUUCACUUGGAUAUUAUUACUGGGAGACAGAGGUGUCCAGGUGCAAGGCCUACCGUAUCGGCAUUGCGUAUCAUACAGCGUCACAAACCAGCACAUUGGGGGAGAACAGCACCUCCUGGUGUUUGCACUGUGUACCUACAUCUAUAAGCUGCAGAUUUGAGCUGCUUCAUGACCAUGUGGAGUCUGACAUCUUUGUAAUGGACGUACCUACACGUAUCGGCACUCUGUUGGACUACAGCCACGGUCUGCUCUUCUUCUUCAACGCCCAGACCGGGCAGCUCUUGGGCACCUUUCAGCACACCUUCACUCUGCCGUGCCACCCUGUCUUUGUCUUAGAGCAACCGGGUAACCUAGAGCUGAAAAUGACCAUGGACGUGCCAGAGUUUGCCAAGCACUGCUAGUUUACAUCACUCAAUGAUCUAGAUUGCUAGUGUGACAGGAUAUUUCUUUUUUUUUUCCAUUGACUCUUUCUUAAAGGUGCACUCAGUAAUUUUUUUUUUAAGUAUGUCGAAGAGGCUUACAUUGGCUUACACUGACACCUAGUGGCCUGGAUGCUGCAUCAUUCAAACACAGUAGUUUUCAGUUACCAAUGCCAUUGUAGAAAUUCACUAUGCACAGUAAGCCAGGAUUAAUUUAAUCCAUAAAUGAAAGUGUCCAAUAAUAGGGCUGUUACUGUGAUAAAGCAUGUAGUAUUCAGCUGGUCAUGUGAUGCUAACAUGGCUGCCCCAAUGAUGUGCCCUUGCCCCAUGUAGAAUAAAAGAGCUUUUAUAAGGUUACUGAUAUGACUGGACUCUUCAUCUCACAUGAGUGGUCAUGAUUUUAUACAUAAGUUUCAAAAUUACUAAUAAUUUCUUUAGAAGUAAAACUUUUUAAAUGAAGGGAAAAAAUUACUGAGUGAACCUUUAAUUAUCAGAGAUGCAAACAACUCACCUUUCAGCUAAAGUUACCUUUUCUGAAGCUAAUUUGCCCAAAUCGUUUGGAAAAUGUUCUACAUUUUUCCUUAUUAAAAAAGGGUUACUUUAAGCUUAAACACUUAAUAAAUAAACGAAAUAAAUAAUAAAACUAAUUAAAUAAACCAAACAAAUCAACAGAAACGUUCUCACCUUUUUACCGCUCAUGAGUUUGCAUCCCUGAAUUAUGUAUGAAACCAUAUUUUGCUGGCAUGACCGAAAGGAUUUUGAGAAAUAGUUAGUUUUGGCUAAUAUUGUGAAAGGAGGAAUUCCUUUUGAAGCUGUGCUUUUAAAUCCCUCCUAAACUAAUUUUGUGGUAUUGAGCUGUUGCAUUAUUUUUUUGUAUAUAUGAAACAAAACGUGCAUGCGACAAGUUUUAUUGUUAUAUUUGAUAAAUCCAGGUUCACUUGAUGAAAUAUAUAUUAAAUGUCAGUUAAUUUAUUUUUGAAGCUGCAAGCUUUCACUUAGAUUGUUUGAAUAAAACUAGUCUAAAAAUCUAAAACAGAUGUUAGCAAUAGAAAUAACAGGCUAUUCAUAGCUGAAUUUUCCCUCCGAGAAGACACGUGUUUUGAAAUAUUGAGCAAGGCGUUAAAAAUGAGCAAUGAAAAUAUUUUUUUGGUUUAAUCUGUACUCUAUUUUCGGUUAGAAAUUUCUAUUUAAAAUUGGUGCAGGUGAGAAUCUCUCUUCAUCAUAUACAGUAACAGAAGAGAAAUGCUUAGUGAAGUAAAUAAGUUGAUUUUGGUUUUCACUUCCAUGGAUCAUCAGAGCAUGAUUGGCCUAUUUAUUUUUCCUUAUCUUCUCUUAAAGGUCUAGAAUAGUCUACUCUGAUUUAGAAUAGUCUAAAUCAUUAUAGUUGCAUACAAGAAAAUACAUUUCAACCAUAUUUGUUGUCUGUCAUUUAAUUUUAAAGUUGUUUGUUCUGUUUUGUAAAACUAUUAUUAUUAUUUUCAAUUGGAGUGUUCUGUUUAAACAUUUAGUAGUGGUAUAAAGUAGUUUACUUGUAUAUUUAUUUGUAUUUUUGAAAAUGACUUGACUGAAUUACAGUUUUAAAGUGACAUAUGUUUUGAAAUGUUUGAACACCAGAGACAUUUUAUCAGACAAAGAGGAAUUCAUUUUAUUUUGUGUGCAGAAUUAUAUAUACUACAUUGUAAUUAAGAUUAAGAUUAAGAUAAUAUAGACCAAGAUAAGUUUAUCUUUGAUUCAGCUGAUUCAAAGUCUGACAUGUACUCAUGCAGGUCUGAAAUUAUUGUGAAACAAAAUUAAAUGUAAUUUUUACUGAACCGCUUAUUCAUAGUGCAAUGCAAUAUUGUUACAACUGGGUGCCCCUAUAGGCUAUGACCAUGGCUCCUUUUUUGUUGGCAUACACACCAGUUUAAAUGAUGGUAAUUUUUAGAGCAAAUAAUUUUUACAACAUCGAAAAAUUCCACAGAAAUGCACUCAGAAGUGUCUGACAUAUGGAUCGUGAAGGUGGAAUGAUACACAGCAACAUUUGUGAACAGUAAAAUCAGACAGAUGGUUUGCAGGUGGAACAAUGUGUACUGCAAUGUCAAAACACGCUGCCACAUUACCAAAACUUUGAGUUAACUUCCCAGAAACUUAAAGUGGAAAGAACAAAAUAACAAGGGAAAACAGGACCAAAUGCACUUUAUACAGAUGUUUAACACUUUUAACCCAUCAAAGGGGAAUUUCAAUUAAUCGAUUAGCUUGGUUCCUUUUUUUAAUCUGUUUUUCUA